UACUUAAUUUGAAAAUUUUACUAAAAAUUUAUUCAAAUAUCAUUAUGUAUCUUUAAAUUUAUAUAAACUUAUAUAUAUAUAUAAAUUUUUAUUUUAUUUUUUUUAAUAUAUGUUGCAACAUAUUUUAUAUAUAGUUACUAUAUCAUUCUAUGUAUCAGAUUUAAAAUUUUAAUAGUUGAUUUUUAUAUAUAUAGCAUGUUGCUCACUUGAAUAUGAUUGAUUCAUGUUCGAAGAUAUAGAUAUGUUUAUAAUUUUUAAUUUGUAUAAUAAUUUAUUUUUUAAAUAAUAUAGCUAAGUUCUACGUUAAUUUCAUUGUGUUUGACAAUAGGAAUUUUUAAUGAAAAUUAACAUUCAUCUAAUAGUUAUUUAAAAAAAGUAAACGCCAUUAUUAUCUCAGUAUAUAAGUACGAAAUAUAAAAAAAAAACAUGAAAAGUAGUUCUUAUACGUUAAGAAAAAGAUUUAAAAAUGAUGCUAUGGAACAAUUAUCAAAGAAAGAAAAUAAAUUACAAGUUUUAUAUAAAUUGUGUAAGCCAGUUUAUGUAAAUAUCAUAAAAUUACCAAUAAAUAAAUCAGAGAUAAAAAAAUGCUGUGAAAAAGAUUCAUUUAUAAGUCAAAUAAAAGAUAUAUCAAAAAAUAGAAAACGAAAAACUAAAAAUGUUAAAAGAAUAAAUUCCAAAUAUAAUCAUUUACAUCAUUUAUGUAAUUCAAAAACUAAAAUUAAAUCUCAAAAUGUGUUAUUUUCUAAAGAAACAAAAAAUAAAGAUAAAACAUUGCUUAUAAAGAAUUUAUCAAAAAACAUUAAGCAACCAUGCAUAAAAUUACACAAAAUAGAUGAAGUAAUCAAUAAAUUAGCACAAACAUUUACAAAAAGAAUUUCAACUAAAGAAUGUACAGUAAAUGUAAGAACAGAAUGCAUGAAAAAAACUCAAACUGAAUUAAAUACAUUUGUUGCAGAAUCAGCAGAAUUAUUAUCUAUAAGUAGUAAUAAAAAUGAAUAUGUUAAAAAUCAAGAAACUGAAAAUACAAUAAUUAAUCCUCAUAUAAAUAAAAUUCCAUUAAACGAGUAUAAUGAAAAUAAUGAUAAUAAAUCUUCUGAUUCUGAAAUUAUAAAAAUUACUAAAAAGGAGAAUUUCAAAAAGAAACAUAAAAAUGACAUGAAUGAUGAUUAUGAUAAUGAUAAUAACAAUGAAAAUAACAAUAUACAUAAAAUUAGUAUAAAUAAAAUAAAAAGAUUAAAAAAAAAUUUACCAGAGGAAACAUUAGAAAUUAAUAUAGCACAUGAAGAUGUUAAAAAAAAAUAUAUAGAUGAAAAUCUAAUAUUGCAAUUAGAUGAUACUAAUGAAUUAUUUGAUCUAUCAGAUAAAAAAAAUUUAAAUAUAAAGGAAAAUAUAAAUACAUCACAGCAGGAAUUAACUAAAUUAAAUAAAUUAUCUACAAUAUGUAAUCCUAAUGAUGAAAACAAUGAUCUUGAUCAAAACAUACAAGAAAAUAAUUCAAAUUUGAUGUCUUCAGAAUUAAAUCUUGUAACUAUUAUAGAAAAUGAUACUUCUGUAAAUAAAAAAAAUCAUGAUUUUAUGGCGAUUGAAAAAUCAAUUUUAAAAGAUAAAGAUAUUCAGAAACCAGUACAAGAAUCAUUUAAUUCUAGUAGACAUUCUAUACAAAAAUACAAACUUUUUAAAGAAUUAAGAAUCUUUUUAAUAAAAUUUGAUGCUUUGAAAAACUUUAAUAAUAAAUAUUCAGCUAAAGAAAUUGAGAAAUUGAUAAAAGAGAAAAAUUUAGAAAUUCAAAAAACUUAUCAUAAUUUAAAAAUAUUUGAAAAAAAAUCUGAAGAAAGAUUCAAGCAAAAUGGAAUUAAUAAUUCAGAACAAAUAUCAGAUUUACUUUCUAUUACUAAACCUAUAUUAUCUUCUUCAGAUGAGUCUAUUAAUGAAACUUCUAACUUAUCAAAUGUAUUUGAAAAUACUGUUAAUAUUAAAAAGUCAAUAAAUAUGUUAAAUUCUGUAACAAAAUCCACUAAUGAAAUGUUAUGCUUAAAGGAAGAAAUAGUAAAAACUUCUCUAUGUAAGCAAAAAUCAAUUUCAGAAAACAUGAAAAUUAAUACACAUCUUAAAGAUACUACAAAAAGUGUUUUAACUUAUUAUUCUUCCAUGAUAUCUCCAAUGAAAGAUAAAAAAAUUAAAGAUAAGAAAGAAAUUAAAACUUCUACUUAUAAAUGUAUUGUUUGUGAUCUUAAUUUUAAAGAAUAUUCUGAUUUACAGUCACAUUUAAUUAUUCAUACACAAAAGCAAAGUAAUACUUUACCAAGUAUGUUGAAAAAUAUUAAUGAAUCAUCUGAAAAAUCUCAAGAAAUUGUAACUUGUAUUUCAGAAGUAGAAAUGUUAGAAUCACCAAGAAUAUCUGAACAAAAAAAUACGGAAUAUGUAUCAAAAUUUGUUACUAACGAUAAUAAUAAACAAUUAAAGAAAGAAGAUAUAACAAAAAAUUUAAUAAAUAAAGAGAAAAAAAAGAAAAGGAUUGAAUGUAUUAAUAAUUCAAAUGAAUGUAGUAUUUGUUUACAAGAUUUUCUAACAAAAACUGAUUUGGCAGCUCAUAUUUAUUUACAUACAGAAAAUGAAUUGCAACAAGCUUAUAAAGUUGCAAAACAAAAAUUAAAUGAGAGUGAAAAAACGAAAGAUAAAAAAUUUAAACAAAGCAAAACUAAAAAACUUAUUGACAGUAAAAAUAUAAUAUCUAACACAAUUCAAAUAAAUGAAAAAAUUAGCAGUAAAGAAGAAUUGUUAUGUGUACAAGAAUCAGAUAAUCAUAAAUCAGAUGAAUUAAUUAGAGAAAAUUCUAAAAUUAAAGAUAUAGAAUUCACUGAGAACGAUAUACAAAAUAUAGAAUUACCAAUGAAAUUAGAUAAAGAGAAAAUAAAUAAAAUAGAAUAUAACAAAAAAUCAUUUACAAUAUGUAAAUGUCAUAAUAAAUCAGGAAUCAAUGAAAACUGCUUGCAAAUUGAAAUAGUUCUUCUUUGUCACAUUUGUAAAGUGUUAUAUAGAAGUAUAAAAUGUUUUGAGACUCAUUAUCGUCUUCCUGAAUAUGCAGACUGUAAUCAGAAUUGCUUAAACAAUGGUCGUUCUCCAAAUUUAUUUUGUGUUACUUGCGGUAUGAUAUUUAAUUCAGUUCAAGAUGUACGUCAUCAUUUAGAGAUACAUGCCCGUCUUAAAGAAAACUCUAUAAUGGAUUUUCGAUGUAACAUUUGUAAAGUUAUAUUUUGUGGAAUAGGAACUCUUUUUUAUAUUCAUUGGUCAAAGCAUGCAAGAGAUUCUUUAUGGAUGGCUAAUGAACAAUCAUUUCCAAAGAAUUCUAUAAUAAAUUCAAAACUAAAAAAAAAUUCUUCAAUGAAUUUAAAUAUAUCUACAGAAGAUUAUAUUCAAGUUGCAGAAUAUGUUUGCAACAAUUGCAAAUUACCUUUUAUUAAUGAAGAUGAUUUAAAAGAACAUAUUCAAAAGUGUAAUAAAUCUAAUUUAUUUAAAAAUAUAACUGUAGAAAACUCUAAUAACAUUGUUCAGACACAUUUGACAAUAAAAAUAAUUUGUAAUUUAUGUGAUAACACUUUAAAAAAAAGUGAAUUUUAUGAGCACAUAAAAAAUAAACAUAAUUUUAGUGAUCCUCAAUUUCUUUGUAUAUCACUUGCAACUGCAAAAUUAAUAUUUAUUUGCAGUAUUUGUAUGGUAAUAACUGAAAAUUUUUAUGAUUUUGAGGAUCAUUGGUUGAAGCAUAAUAUAAUUCAUGUAAAUUUUACAUGUAUACAUUGCAAUACUAAAUAUCAUAAUAGUUUAAAUUCUUUUAUAAAACAUGCUAAAGAACAUAAAGAGAGUUAUGAUCUGUUGUCCUGUAUAGUGAAUUAUGAAAAAGCAAAAUUUAUUUGUGAUUUUUGUAAUAUUGGUUUUGAGUCUUCUCAAAAUAUGCAAGAACAUAUUAAUAUUCAUAAACAGAUAUAUUUUAAAAUUGAUGAAGUUGCAAAUCAUAAUGACUCUGCAUUGUUAUCAAAGAAAAAUCAUGCUUCCAAUCUUACAGAAAUAUCAACUGUUGAGAAACAGUUAGAGAAAACAUCACAAGUGAAAACUCAAACAAUAAAAAAAAUAAAUAAGAUUUGUUCAACAAAAUCUGGUGUAGACAAUGAUACUGAGAAAUUAAUCAAGAUAUUAGAAGGAAAUGAAGAUGAUUCUGAGUUAGUAAUAGAUUUGAUAAACCAAUCAGAAUCAUUAAAUGAAAAAAGUAAGGAAAAAGAAAUUACUUCUAAUACUAUAGAAACAUCUUGUAUUAAUCAAACUAAUAUAAUGUUAAAAAAUAAUGUAACUAAAUCAUCAGUAACAAAUUUAAAUGUUCAAACAUCUUCACAUUUUACAAAUUUAGAAUCUUCUCAAAAUAUUUUAAAUUCACAAAUGUUUAAUUCAAAUGUUAAAUGUACAAAUGUUUUGCAAGAUUCACAUAUAUCUUCAAAAAAGAUUAAUAAUAAUAAUAAUAAUCAAUUUGAUCCAAAAAUUAAAACAAUAGAUGAUCAAUUAAUCGUAAAGAAUAUACAACCAAUUCUUCAAAAUAAUGAAUCUCAAGAUGUUCCAACUACAAAAGAAUUAGAAUCAGUUUUGAAGACACUAUUAAAAUCAGAGGAAGAAGAAAUUCCACCAAGAAAAGGAUUCUUAAGAGUGAAAACUCUUGCGGAACUUAGAGAUCCUGUAAAAUUAAACAAACUUGAUGAUCAUGCUAUUGAAAAUGUUGGUGAUUCAAUCAAUCAUUUUAAAAGUCAUAACAUUUUUAAUGAAAAUGAUAAACAACAUAAAACUACAGAAAAAGAAUUAUCUUCAAAACAAUUUAUAGAUACUUCGAACAAAUUUGAGAAAUCAUUAUACGAAAAAACAAUGCAAUCUCAAAAAAAUUCAAAUAUAUUACCAUCGUCUUUAUCUAAUUCAAAUUCACAAUUAAAUGUCUCUGAAAUUCAAAUUUUUCAACCAUAUAAUACAGUAAUAAAUAGUCAACAACAACAGCAUUUGCAAACAAAUAUAAAUCAAAAUAAAUAUUCAUCUUCUCCACAAGAAGUAAUAUCAACAUACCAUAAAAAUUUACCAGCUUGCAAUAUUGCUCGAACUACUAUACCACAUUCUAUUUUGAAGAAUAAUGAUGGAUUUAAUAAAAUUGCAAAAACUAUUAAUAUACAACAAAAUGUAAAUACAGCACAUACAAUGUCUUCUUCUAUCAAUAAAAAUGAUCAAAUGUCUUCUUCCAUCAAUAAAAAUGAUCAAAUGUCUUCUUUCAAUAAUACAAUUAAUUCAAAAAAAAAAUAUAAAUGUCAUUAUUGCGAUUUUUCUACAAAUAAUUUAUCAAACUUGUUAAAACAUAACUUACCAGGUAAUUAUAUUAGCUGUAAAAAACAAUAUUUGCAACAUAGUGAGCAGCAUGAAAAACUCAAAGAAGUUAAUAAUUUACAAACAAAGACAAUUAUGCAGAACCAAAAUUCAAGUUAUGAACAAUUUCAAAAAUCAAAUAUAAAUCAAUCAGGAAUUAAAUAUACUUCUUUGCCUACAUGUUAUCAAUAUCCUUAUAUUACUAUAAAUAAUUCAGAUAAAAGUACUCCAAUGUUUAAGCAAAAUCAGCAAAUAAUAACUAAUCAACCAACAACAGAAAAUGUUUCUUCUCUUUAUUAUAAAAAUUUAAAUCAUAACGCUGGUGGAAUGUCAAUAGUGAUGAAUCAAGUUGCUCCUGCUAUACAGAAUAUACCACCAAUAGAAUUUGUGCAACAACCAACACAGCAACAAAUAUAUCAAUCACAAGUUUACAAUGAACCAACAACAAUUAUAGAUGCUCAAUAUAUGCAGCAAUCACAGAAUUUAAUAAAUUUUUCUGAUGUUUACCAAAUGACGAGCAAUCAGUAUGAAGUAACUAAACCAAAUAUUACAACUUAUGAAAUUCGAUAUGUAUGUUCUUAUUGUACGAAAAAAUUUAUUUCUGAAGAUUUAUUGCAGUUGCAUAUAAACAUUUUUCAUAAUUUUGUAUGUAAUAUUUGCAAUUUGCGUUUAUAUAAUUUUAACGAUUUUGAUCUUCAUAAAAUUAAACAUAAAAUAUAUUAAGUUCAAAUUGUUACUAAUUUAAAAUAAUAAAUAUAUAUAAAAUAUAUAAUAUAUAAAAUAUUAAGAGAUACAUUUAUAGUUUGAUAUUUAUAAAUAAAUAUUGUAUAAAUAUGUCAAAAUUAUACAUAUUAAGGAUAUAAUAUAUAAUUGCAUGAUAUAUAAUUUUUUGUAAAAAUUACCAUAUCAAACUGCAAUAAUUAUGCACUGAGUGAAUUAAGUAAUAAUUUAAUAUUAUAUUUUUGAUUUUUAAUUUAUUUAUAAGAAAAUAUAUUUUAAUAUUUUAUUAAUAAUAUUUUCAUAAUAACCUAAAUAUCUUCAUUGUUAAUUACAUUUAUUUUAAUAAGGUUUAAUUUUUAGUAUUUUAUAAUCAUAUCAUAUUUAAAUAAAAUAUAUAUAUAUAAAAUUAGAUUUAAAUAUAUUUCAUAUUUAAAUAAUAUGAUACAAAUAGCAUAUUAAUAUACAGUAAAAUAAAUUUUUAAUUAAUUUAAUUUUUGUAUCAAAUAAUUUAGUUCAAAUUUCAUUAUUUUAAUGAGAAAUCGUAAGAUAAUUACGGGAUCAAUCAACUAUUAUUAUAUAAAAUUUACUUACAUACUUACAUAUAAACUAUUUGUCUUCUAAUAGAUUCAAAUAAAUAAUAUUUUAUUAUAAUUAAAUGAGUAAUAGUAUUAUAUGAAAUAUAAAAUAUUUUUACAUCUGUAAAGUACUUCUAUUAUAAUUUUAAUUAUUAAUAUCAAUACCAACGAAUAAAUAUUAUGAAGAAAAGAAAUUAAAUAGAUGAUUUUUAAAUAUGAAUAAAUAUUAAAAUAAUAUACAUAUAUUUCCCUUUAUUCGGCACUUUGAGCUUUAUAUUUUUUUUUUACAAUAACGUUUCGACCUUUAUAAUCGACAAAGUCAUAAACAAAUUGAGAUACAAUCAUUGGAAACAUAUUCUGACAUUUAAAAUGAUUAUAAUCAUUCAGAAAUGAAUCGAUUUGAAUUGAUGAUUAAAGUUAAUUAAUAUACUUAUAUAAUACUAUCAUUUGUCAUUAUUAAGUCAUUGAAACAUUAUUCGUCAACCGAUUAUAAUUUUUCCAAUAAUUGUAUUUCAAUUUGUGUAAUUACGGUAAACAUUGGAUAAGUACUUGAAAAUCGAGAUUCAAAUUAAAUAUUAAUGAACAAAAUAUCAAUAUAUAUCGAUCAAAUUUAUAAAUAUUUAUUUUCUUUUGUAGAAAAAUAAGCGAAAAAGAAUAAAGACUGAAAAUAAACAUAUCAAGUCAUAGUACAUUAAAGAAAUAUUUACGCCCAAUAAUUAGAUUUGACAACUUAUUCAAUGCUUACUAUAUUGAAGUACAAGUACAAAUAAGACAAUAGUUACGAGCAACCAGAAAGAAAUAAUUUCGCAUUUUCUUAUGCUUGCUCUUAACUAUUGUAAAGAAUGAUUUUUAUGUGAAUUACUAAUUGUAAAAGUUAAUUGAAAUCUCAUUUUAUGUACCUUUUUAAAGUUAUUAGCAAUUCGGAGGAUUUCUACAAAGAUAAGCAAAAAUCACGUAACUUAAAGUUAAAUAAUAAAAAAAAAAUGGAACUUUUCAUUACGCGAUUUUUUCUUUUUAUAAAUUAAUUAAAAUAUUCAAAUCCUACGCUUUGCUCGUAACUUGUAUUAAACAUAACGUUUCGAGCUUUUAAUUAUAUUUAUUAAUCUGUAAUAUAUAUUAAUCUUAGUUUUUAAUAUUAAAUAAAAAAAUUAUAAAUAAUCAUGAAAAUGAAAAUUUAACAACAAAAAUAAUAAUAUUUAUUUAAUAAUAAAUUAAUUAUUAAAAAUUUAUUAUUAAAUAAAUUUGUUAUUAAAAAUAUUUUUAAAUACUGAAAAGGAGCUCAAAGCGUUGAUUAUUACACAAGUUAUACAAUCCUAUUUGAGCGAAAUGUGAUGAAACAUAUUCUUUAUAAUAUUUGAAAAAAAUCGAUAUCUUGAAUAAAUUAAAAUAUUCAAAAGAAAAAAAAUUA
Messenger RNA from Apis cerana (Asiatic honeybee), 8088 nucleotides. RefSeq names its product putative histone-lysine N-methyltransferase 1. Gene Ontology annotation, biological process: regulation of transcription by RNA polymerase II. Gene Ontology annotation, molecular function: RNA polymerase II transcription regulatory region sequence-specific DNA binding; DNA-binding transcription factor activity, RNA polymerase II-specific. Gene Ontology annotation, cellular component: nucleus. Lineage: Eukaryota; Metazoa; Arthropoda; Insecta; Hymenoptera; Apidae. The record is from RefSeq and is a predicted model, not a curated record.